Messenger RNA from Medioppia subpectinata, 2622 nucleotides. Lineage: Eukaryota; Metazoa; Arthropoda; Arachnida; Sarcoptiformes; Oppiidae. The record is from the annotation of a GenBank genome assembly.
AUGAUUACGGUUAGAGCCCGAGUGCCGGGAAGUAUAUACUCAGACCUGAGACGUGAGGGCGUUCUUAAGGAGUCCCUACUGUCCGGCGAUAAUGAUGUGAAGUAUCGGUGGGUUUCGUACGACAACUGGACGUUUGAGCGCACAUUCAAUGGUAUCGACGAGAAACUAUUGAGCAAACAAUACGUGUAUUUGUUGGCCAACGGUAUCGACACUGUCAGUGAAGUUACCGUAAAUGACCGACUGAUAGGCCGUACAGACAAUCAGUUCGUACGGUAUAAGUGGGACGUAAAACACGUGCUAAGAGUGGGUCAAAACACGGUUCGUGUGUCCAUACAGUCGGCGCCGUUAUAUUCAUUGCGAAAGUCCAAAGAAUAUGAAGAGAAAUACAAGUAUAAAGUUAUUUCAUGCACAAAAUCAGACAAUACGGAGUGCUACGUGGAUUUCAUCCGAAAAAUGGCGGCUUCUUAUAGUUGGGAUUGGGGCCCGGCGUUUCCCACACAAGGAAUAUGGAAAUCAUUGGGCGUCGAGUCGUACGACAGGGCAGUCAUACGAGACGUUACGGUAGACACGAGACGCGACCCGAAAACACCCGAUCGGUGGACACUCGCCGUCAGCGCACACAUAGAGACCGCAUCUAAGAAACAAUUGGACGCUAUUAUAGACAUAACACUCGACGACAAACCACUGGUGGCUAAACACAGCCAACGACUGACUGCCGACCCCUUGGGUGCAGUCAAAGCCGAUUUCGUGAUCACAAUCCCGGAGGACAUACCCAUCAUUGCGUGGUAUCCCAACGGUGUGGCCGACAAUACACAGCAGUUAUACUCACUUCAAGUCCGGCUCUCAUUCGCCGACAGUCAGGAAGUGUCGGCUCAGACCAAACGAAUCGGUUUCCGGACUAUACGUCUGGUGCAGAGCCCGACCCCCGGCGAUGGCCUCACCUUUUACUUCGAGGUCAACGGACAGCCGGUGUUCGCCAAAGGGUCCAAUUGGAUACCGGCUAACGUACUGCAGGAGGACCUGACCGAGGCUUACGUCCGGGAUUUGUUGGUCUCCGCGCGCUCGGCCAACAUGAAUGUGUUGCGUGUGUGGGGCGGAGGGGUGUAUGAGUCGGACGUGUUUUACGAUUUGGCCGAUGAGUUGGGAAUAAUGAUAUGGCAGGACAUGAUGUAUGCCUGCGCUCCCUAUCCCGUGAACCCGGAGUUUCUGUUGUCGGUCGACGUGGAGAUCAGUCAACAGAUCCGUCGUUUACAACACCACCCGUCCAUCGCUAUCUGGGCCGGUAACAACGAGAUCGAGGCGGUCAUUGCGGCGUUUGUUUCAGACGAGAGACAUAAACAGGAUUACAGGGAGUUGUUUGUAAAACACAUGCAAACACUGGUGACCGACGGCGACACCAGUCGGCCAUUCGUGACCUCCAGUCCAUCAAAUGGGUUGAAGGAUAAGCUGGAGAACUAUACGGCCAAAAAUCCGGGUGAUUUGCGGUACGGAGACGUCCACUCGUAUAACUAUAUGUCCCCGCAGUGGGACUGGACUGUAUACCCGAGGGGUAAGUUUAUCUCAGAGUACGGCCAACUGUCCUACCCCUCACUGGACACCUGGUUGACAGCGUUGCCCGACGCAGACAUGACAUACCCGACCAGCGCCGGUGUCCGGCAUAGGAAUCGAUUGGGCUUUUUUAAUGGUACCCAAGUGAUCGAGGGCCUUUCAGGAAAUUACUUCCAACUGCCGGCUCCGGGAGGUGUGGAUCGGUUCGCGGACUUAAUAUAUUUGUCGCAAAUAACGCAAGCGAUGGCUAUUAAGACACAGACAGAGCUCUACCGACGCGAUCGUGAGGUCGACCCUCAGACAGGCUUUGGUGGGACAAUGGGUGCCCUGUAUUGGCAACUGAACGACAUAUGGCCGGCGCCGACCUGGGCUUCCAUAGAGUUCGGCGGCAAAUGGAAAAUAUUGCACUCAUUUGCCCGACAUUUCUACCAUAACCUAUUGGUGUCACCAUAUUUGGAUAAUAAUAGCAUUAAGGUAUCGUUAGUUCGCGACGACUAUUACGGGAAACUGGACUUUGAUUUGUCGGUCAAAGUAUACGAUUGGUCACAGAAUCGGCCCAUUUAUGAGCACAAGUCUCGCCACUCGUCCGACAGUUUCUCCGCACAACUCGUGUAUAACAUAACUGUUCCCGAACUGUAUAGAGUGGCCAAAUGUCCCCAAACUGACUGUCACAGUGAUUGGGUGUUGAAUGUAGAGGUGACAAACACCGAGCGCAAAUUACAGGCAAACAAUUUCCUACUCUUAUCGGAGCCCAAAAACUCGCACAUAAUUCAGCCUAAUAUCAAAGUGUUGGACGUGAAGGAGGUUAAGGGGGCCGAGGGUUCAGCCCCUGUGGGCCCGCAUUAUCUGUCAAACAGCCGUACGUUUAGUAUAAGCCUAUCGUCCGAAACGAUCGCACCGUUUGUUUCGCUGGACUUUCGGCCGAAGACUGGAAUUAGCGGUCAUUUCAUGGAAAACGGAUUCUUUAUAUUUGACGGCAAAAAGUCUGUCAUAUUUUCCACGGAAUCUAAUGUUACGGAUAAACACAUUAGAGAUAAUCUCGUCAUUAAAUCCGUAACCGAUGUUAUUGUUUAA